Eleginops maclovinus (Patagonian blennie) is the source of this 2482-nucleotide messenger RNA. Its product is annotated as dynamin-1-like. Gene Ontology annotation, biological process: synaptic vesicle endocytosis; receptor internalization. Gene Ontology annotation, cellular component: cytoplasm; membrane; microtubule. Lineage: Eukaryota; Metazoa; Chordata; Actinopteri; Perciformes; Eleginopidae. Gene Ontology annotation, molecular function: GTPase activity; microtubule binding; GTP binding. The record is from RefSeq and is a predicted model, not a curated record.
GUGAAGGUGUGCACCGGAAGUGUGUGUUCCUCGCUGCAGAGGAGGAGCUGAAGGUCACAGCUGGAGUUGCUCCUCCAUCCUCAGACACAAGGAGCGACAGACACAUCUCCGCCUGUCUCAGCGCUGCAUCUACGCCUGUGUCUCUGCUGCAGCUCCGCCUGUCUCACCGCUGCAUCUCCGCCUGUCUCUCGUUGCAGCUCCAUCUGUCUCUCUGCUGCAGCUCCACCUGUCUCACCACUGCAUCUCAGCCUGUCUCUCUGCUGCAGCUCCGCCUGUGUCUCUCUGCUGCAGCUCCACCUGUCUCACCGCUGCACCUAUCUCCCCCUCUGUGUGACCGACCGGUCCUCUCGCCAUGGGGAACCGGGGGAUGGAGGACCUGAUCCCGCUGGUCAACAAGCUGCAGGAUGCCUUCUCCUCCAUCGGGCAGAACUCCAGCCUGGACCUGCCGCAGAUCGCGGUCGUGGGGGGCCAGAGCGCCGGGAAGAGCUCCGUGCUGGAGAACUUCGUGGGGAAAGACUUCCUGCCUCGUGGCUCUGGGAUCGCUCGGCGCCCCUUGGUGCUGCAGCUCAUCUACUGCCCCACAGAGUACGCAGAGUUCCUGCACUGUAAAGGGAAGAAGUUUGUGGACUUUGAUGAAGUCCGUCAGGAGAUCGAAGCUGAAACGGAUCGAAUCACCGGACAGAACAAAGGCAUCAGUCCGGUCCCCAUCAACCUGAGAGUGUACUCUCCCAACGUGCUGAACCUGACCCUGGUGGACCUCCCUGGGAUGACGAAGGUCCCGGUGGGGGACCAGCCGGCGGACAUUGAGAGUCAGAUCAGAGAGAUGCUCAUGCAGUUCGUCACCAAAGAUAACUGCCUGCUGCUCGCCGUCUCCCCCGCCAACUCUGACCUCGCCAACUCCGACGCUCUGAAGAUCGCUAAGGAGGUCGACCCGCAAGGUGAGAGCCCGCCCACAACCAAGAGACACCACACGACAACCAAGAGACACCACAUGACAACCAAGAGACACGACACGACAACCCAGAGACACGACACGACAACCAAGAGACACGACACGACACGACAACCAAGAGACACGACACGACAACCAAGAGACACCACAGGACAACCAAGAGUUCCUCGCUCACAUGGAGCUCCGGAGUCUCAGGAGACUAUCACGGAGACGCCUGAUAUCGACGAGGAGGAUGAAGUAGCUCUCGCCGAAGAUGAGGCAAAGAAUGGUUACAUCGGCGUGGUGAACCGCAGUCAGUGGGACAUCGAUGGCAAGAAGGACAUCAACGCAGCGCUGCAGGCUGAGAGGAAGUUCUUCCUGUCACACACCGUCCAUACCGACACCUGGCCGAUCGCAUGGAAACUGACGAACCACAUUCGCGACACCCUGCCAGCGUUACGGAGCAAACUGCAGAGCCAGCUGCUGUCCAUCGAGAAGGAGGUGGAGGAGUACAAGAACUUCAGACCAGACGGACCCGAGCCGCAAGACCAAGGCCCUGCUGCACUGGCCCAGUUCCCCAUGCUGCGGGAGGAGAUGGAGAGGAUCGUGACUCAGCACAUCAGAGACCGAGAGAGCCGUACCAAGGACCAGGUGAUGCUGCUGAUUGACAUCGAGCUGGCCUACAUGAACACAAACCAUGAAGACUUCAUCGGCUUCGCAAAUGCUCAGCAGAAGAGCAGUCAGAUGAGUAAGAAGAAGGCAGCUGGAACACAGGACGAGAUCAUGGUGAUCCGUAAAGGUUGGCUCACUAUUAACAACAUCAGCAUCAUGAAGGGCGGGGCUAAAGAGUACUGGUUCGUCCUGACAGCGGAGACACUGAGCUGGUACAAAGAUGAUGAGGAGAAAGACAAGAAGUACAUGCUGCCAGUGGACAACCUGAAGCUGAAGGACAUCGAGAAGAGCUUCAUGUCAAGCAAACAUGUGUUCGCCCUGUUCAACACGGAGCACAGAAACGUGUACAAAGACUCUCGUCAGCUGGAGCUGGCCAGCGAGUCUCAGGAGGAGGUGGACAGCUGGAAGGCCUCUUUCCUACGGGCUGGAGUGUACCCUGAACGCAACGUGGACAAGGUGAGCUCCGUGGAGGUGGAGGAGGCUCGGGGCGACGGGCAGAUCCACAGCCUGGACCCUCAGCUGGAGCGGCAGGUGGAGAUUGUCCGGAACCUGGUGGACUCUUACCUGUCCAUCAUCCAUCGCACCGUCAGGGACCUCAUCCCCAAGACCAUCAUGCACCUGAUGGUCAACAAUACGAAGGAGUUCAUCCACUCUGACUUGCUCGCACAACUUUACUCCUGUGGAGACCAGAACACCCUGAUGGAGGAGUCGCAAGAGCAGGCUCAGCACCGUGAUGAGAUGCUGAAGAUGUACCACGCUCUGAAGGAAGGUCUGCAAAUCAUCGGGGACAUCAGCACCUCCACCAUCACCACCACCAUGCCUCCGCCUGUAGACGACUCCUGGCUGCAGGUGCAGGGGAUGCCGUCAGGACGCAGGUAA